UUAUAGAGAGAAAAAAAAAGAGAGAGGGCAGAGCUAUAAAUGCAGGACCACUGGCGAGUCUGAUCAGGGCGAGGAGUAGAUGUACAUGUAUAUAAAUUGAAUGAACCAUGAAUCCUCAAUCACACUUGGACGUAUAGUUGAGUUGAGUCUCCGCUGUCUGCUCGGCCUUACAUGCGCCUCAUCUUAGGGUUACGGUUUUGAGGAGGCGGUUUGGCGAUGUGGAACUCCGCGGCGAACCUCUCGGCGAGGUCGGCGUCCUUCAGGGAGGACGGCGACGACGAGGAGGCUCUCCGGUGGGCGGCGCUCGAGAGGCUGCCCACCUACGCCCGUGUUCGGAAGGGGAUUUUCAAGAGCAUUGCCGGAGACGCCAGGGAGAUCGAGGUUGAGAAGCUUGAGGUUCAGGAGCGCAAGGUUGUGCUGGACCGGCUGGUGAAUUCCGUCGAGGACUCUGAGAGAUUCUUCGACCGGAUGCGCCGGCGUUUACACUCGGUAGAUAUUGAAUUUCCAAAGAUUGAGGUUCGAUUUGAGCAUCUGACUGUGGAGUCUUUUGUUCAUGUUGGAAGCAGAGCACUUCCUACUAUUCCAAAUUUCAUUUUUAACAUGACUGAAGCUUUCUUAAGGCAGUUGAAAAUAUUCCCAGGCAGGAGAAGAAAGUUGACAAUUUUAGAUGAUAUUAAUGGGAUCAUUAGACCUUCCAGAUUAACACUGCUUUUGGGUCCUCCAAGCUCUGGAAAAACAACUCUGCUGUUAGCGCUUGCUGGCCGCCUUGGGCCUGAUCUGCAGAUGUCAGGGAGAAUUACGUACAAUGGACAUAGUUUAAAUGAGUUUGUUCCUCAGAAGACAGCUGCUUAUGUCAGUCAACAAGAUUGGCAUGUAGCAGAGAUGACUGUGAGGGAGACUCUUGACUUCUCAGCUCGUUGUCAAGGUGUUGGAUAUAAAUACGAUAUGCUUCUGGAGCUUUCACGAAGAGAGAAGAUUGCUGGAAUAAAACCUGAUGAAGAUCUUGAUAUACUCAUGAAGGCAUUAGCUUUGGGAGGCCAAUAUACAAACCUUGUUGUGGAGUAUAUUUUAAAGAUUUUAGGGUUGGACAUUUGUGCGGACACACUGGUUGGAGAUGAAAUGCUCAAAGGAAUCUCUGGGGGCCAGAAGAAACGGCUUACUACUGGUGAAUUGUUAGUGGGUCCAUCUAGGGUGUUGUUUAUGGAUGAAAUAUCCACUGGGCUUGACAGUUCAACAACCUAUCAAAUCGUCAAGUAUCUUAGGCAUUCAACUCAUGCACUAGAUGGAACCACAAUUAUCUCCCUGCUACAACCUGCUCCCGAGACUUAUGAGUUGUUUGAUGAUAUUAUACUUGUGUGUGAGGGCCACAUUGUUUACCAGGGGCCUCGUCAUACUGCCCUUGAGUUUUUCUCAUUUAUGGGAUUUUAUUGUCCUGAGCGGAAGAAUGUGGCAGACUUUCUUCAAGAAGUUGUGUCAAAGAAGGACCAAGAACAGUAUUGGGCUAAUCCUGACCACCCUUACCGGUACAUACCUGUUGUGAAGUUUGCUGAAGCUUUUCGUUCAUAUCGUGCUGGGAAGAAUUUGUCUGAGGAACUGAAUAUUCCAUUUGAUAGACGUUAUUGUCAUCCAGCAGCCUUGUCUACUUCCCGUUAUGGCACAAGGAGGCAGGAACUUCUUAAGAUCAACUUUAACUGGCAGUUGCUACUGAUGAAACGUAAUUCAUUUAUCUAUGUUUUUAAAUUCAUUCAGCUCCUUUUUGUUGCUUUGAUUACGAUGACUGUUUUCUUCCGAACGAAACUACAUCAUAAUACAAUUGAUGAUGGAGGCAUCUAUCUCGGGGCACUGUACUUUGCGAUGGUUAUUAUCCUUUUUAAUGGCUUUACUGAGGUCUCCAUGUUGGUAGCAAAACUUCCGGUUAUUUACAAGCAUAGGGACUUGCACCUCUAUCCAUGCUGGGCAUAUACACUUCCUUCUUGGCUCCUAAGCAUCCCAACUUCACUUAUAGAGUCUGGUUUCUGGGUGGCAGUUACAUAUUAUGUAAUUGGAUAUGACCCUAAUGUUAUACGAUUCUUUCGUCAGUUCCUAUUAUAUUUCUUUCUGCACCAGAUGUCUUUAGCUCUUUUCAAAGUGAUGGGCUCCUUGGGUCGAAAUAUGAUAGUUGCUAAUACAUUUGGAUCUUUUGCCAUGUUGGUUGUAAUGGGUCUUGGAGGAUACAUAAUUUCAAGAGACAACAUUUCGAGCUUCUGGAUCUGGGGCUUUUGGGUUUCUCCUUUAAUGUAUGCUCAAAAUGCAGCUUCUGUGAAUGAAUUUCUUGGGCAUUCUUGGGAUAAGAAAGCUGGAGACCAUGGUAAUGGGUCACUAGGUGUGGCAUUGCUGAAGGCACGCAGUUUGUUUCCACAGAGCUAUUGGUAUUGGAUUGGGAUUGGCGCUUUGCUUGGAUAUACUGUUUUGUUCAACCUUCUUUUCACAAUUUUCCUAACUUAUCUUAAUCCUUUGGGGAAGCGUCAAGCUGUUGUUUCUGAGGAAGAGCUCCAGGAGAGAGAGAGGAGACAAAAAAGCGAACCUGUCGUUAUUCAGCUAAGAGAAUACUUGCAGCAUUCAGGCUCAUUUACAGCAAAAACUUUUAAUCAGAGGGGCAUGGUUCUUCCAUUUCAACCGCUUUCCAUGUCUUUUGGCAAUAUCAAUUAUUACGUGGAUGUUCCUCUUGAAUUGAAGCAGCAGGGGGUCUUAGAAGACAAACUGCAACUGUUGGUUAAUAUUACCGGAGCAUUCAGGCCGGGGGUGCUAACUGCUUUAGUUGGAGUAAGUGGUGCUGGCAAAACCACCCUCAUGGAUGUCUUGGCAGGUAGAAAAACUGGUGGAGUAAUAGAAGGGAGCAUUCAUAUAUCUGGUUAUCCUAAAAAGCAAGAAACUUUUGCCAGAAUAUCUGGUUACUGUGAGCAGAAUGACAUUCACUCCCCUUGUUUGACUGUUGUUGAGUCUCUUCUUUUCUCUGCUUGGCUGCGGUUGGCAAAAGAUGUUGACCUGGAAACACAAAAGGCAUUUGUUGAGGAGGUAAUGGAACUCGUGGAGCUCACCCCAUUGAGUGGGGCGUUAAUUGGUCUGCCUGGUGUUGAUGGUUUGUCAACUGAGCAAAGAAAACGAUUGACCAUCGCUGUUGAACUGGUUGCCAACCCUUCCAUUGUUUUCAUGGAUGAACCUACGUCAGGAUUGGAUGCAAGGUCUGCAGCCAUUGUCAUGAGGACUGUGAGGAAUAUAGUAAAUACUGGGCGAACAAUUGUGUGCACAAUUCACCAGCCCAGCAUUGAUAUUUUUGAAUCGUUUGAUGAGCUCUUAUUCAUGAAGCGUGGAGGACAGGUUAUUUAUGCAGGUCCACUUGGCCCCAAGUCUUGCAAGCUCAUUGAGUACUUUGAGGCAAUCGAAGGAGUGCCAAAGAUCAGACCUGGAUACAAUCCUGCUGCAUGGAUGUUAGAGGUUACUUCAUUAGCAGAGGAAGACCGUCUUGGCGUGGAUUUCGCAGAAGUUUACCAAAGAUCAUAUCUAUUUCAACGCAACAGAGAGCUGGUUGAUAGUUUAAGCAGACCAAAUAGAGAGGCAAAGGAUUUGAUUUUUCCGAGCAAGUAUUCUAAGUCAAAUUUUGACCAGUUUUUAGCUUGUCUUUGGAAGCAAAAUCUAUCAUAUUGGAGAAACCCACAAUACACUGCAGUUCGCUUCUUCUACACUGUCAUCAUUUCGUUGAUGCUUGGAACAAUAUGCUGGAGAUUUGGCUCUAAAAGGGAGACACAGCAGGACAUAUUUAAUGCCAUGGGAUCCAUGUAUGCGGCAGUUCUUUUCAUUGGAGUAACCAAUGGCACUGCUGUCCAGCCUGUUGUCUCUGUUGAAAGGUUUGUUUCAUAUAGAGAGAGAGCUGCGGGGAUGUAUUCAGCACUGCCAUUUGCAUUUGCUCAGGUUGCCAUUGAGUUCCCUUACGUUUUUGCACAGACAGUUAUAUACUGCACAAUUUUCUACUCCAUGGCCGCAUUCGAGUGGACUAGCUCAAAAUUUAUUUGGUACACGUUCUUCAUGUAUUUCACCGUACUGUACUUCACCUUCUACGGAAUGAUGACAACUGCCAUCACACCAAAUCAUAACGUGGCUGCCAUCAUUGCCGCUCCUUUUUACAUGCUUUGGAACCUCUUCAGUGGAUUGAUGAUCCCUCAAAAGAGGAUUCCCAUAUGGUGGAGAUGGUACUACUGGGCAAACCCUGUAGCCUGGAGCCUCUAUGGACUUCUGGAGUCGCAGUACGGGGACAGUAACAGACAUGUGAAGCAAUCGGAUGGAGUAAGCUCGAUACCUGUCAGGCUCUUACUUCAGAACGUCCUAGGCUUCCGGCAUGAUUUCCUAGGUAUUGCCGCUUUGUUGGUCGUUACGUUUUGCAUGAUGUUUGCGGUGAUUUUUGCAUACGCGAUAAAAUCUUUGAACUUCCAGAAGAGAUAACAAAGGUGGAUGAUGCAACUCCAUCACUAUUUCUUCUCCUCCUUGUGUCCAUAAUAGGUAAUACUGAUCAGUUCACACAGUAGCUAUAUGAAUAAUGGCGAUACCCAUAUGGCUACCUAAUUGGAGUGGAAUUGCUUGAUAUGCAUAGCUAAAUACUUUUGUUACUUUGACAAUAAUUUUAUUUUCCUUGUGGAAGAUUAUAAGUUUUACGUGCAUUGUAAAUUCACUACCUUUGGCUGUGAGUUUUCCUCAUUUUGAUGCAAUCAAACAAAUUUUGAGCUUUCCUUACAAAUUUAAUGUAUCAAGGAAUAUGUAACCCUUAA
Molecule: messenger RNA, 4799 nt
Organism: Diospyros lotus (date-plum)
Lineage: Eukaryota; Viridiplantae; Streptophyta; Magnoliopsida; Ericales; Ebenaceae
Product: ABC transporter G family member 32-like
Exons: 24
Coding region: 217-4476 (1419 amino acids)
Cellular component (GO): membrane
Molecular function (GO): ABC-type transporter activity; ATP binding; ATP hydrolysis activity
Source: RefSeq, a predicted model, not a curated record